AUGUAUCACACGCAGUGGUCGCGGAGGGUGUCGUCCCGUCGCGGAGCCGGUGCUCCGGUUUACGUCUACAUCAUGGCGUUACAAGCGCUCCAGCAAUUCUUCCAGCAGCCGUAUUCUCCGCCGGUCACCCUAGGGCUCAUCGCGUUGAUGGCGGGAAUCCAUUUUCGACCCGCAGGGUUUCUGGAGGAUAGUCUUCCGUACGUGUCGGAGAUUUGCAUGAAUCCAGCUCUCGUCGUCCAGGAGCGCAACUGGCGGCGGCUGUUACUGAGCGUGCUGUUCCACGCGGACGACGCGCAUCUGAUCUUCAACAUGGUCUCGCUCCUCUGGAAGGGCGUGCACCUCGAGCGCCGCCUCGGCUCGCCGCGCUUCGCGGCCCUCGUGGCUGCCUUCGCGCUCCUCUCUCAGUCCCUGCACGUCGCUGCUGCGCGCCUGCUGUCUGACGUGCUCGCGGUGCACACGCCGUUCUACAGGGAAUGCUCCGUGGGGUUCUCAGGGGUACUCUUUGCUCUUAAAACCGUCAUGAACGCGGAUUCGCCCGCUUACUCGUCUGUGUAUGGGUUUGUGCUGCCCACUAAGUACGCAGCAUGGGCAGAGCUGCUGCUGAUUCAGCUGCUGGUUCCGGAAGCUUCUUUCCUAGGGCACCUGUGUGGGAUCCUCUCUGGGCUGAUCUACCUCCAUGGCCCUUCCCUCCUGCCGCGCUCUGCUCGUCCCUCCGCCUUGCUGUCCAUGCUCGCUGCUCCGCUGCUCACGCUCUUCCCGUUUCUGCGCAGCUCAAGAGGGCGCACUUGGGGGUCUGGGCAGUCGGGGCAGGCUGACAGGGGGGGAGCAGCUGGAGCGGCGGGCCGGGGACGGAGCGCAGGAGGAACAGGAGGAAGAGGUGGAGGAGGAGGUGGGAGGGAAGCGGCAUCAGCAGCAGGAGGGAGAGAUGUGGGGGGAGGAAUGAUAGGUGGGUAUGGAAGGGACACUGCACCUUCUUUUCCAGAUGGGGGGGAAGAGGAGAGUGGAAUAGAUGAGCAGCAGCAAGCACAGACAUCACAAAGGUUGCAAGGGCAUGCCACUUCUGCAGAACAGCUGAGAGCUUUGAGACUACAAAGGUUUGCUAGGUGA
Molecule: messenger RNA, 1107 nt
Organism: Closterium sp. Naga37s-1
Lineage: Eukaryota; Viridiplantae; Streptophyta; Zygnematophyceae; Desmidiales; Closteriaceae
Source: the annotation of a GenBank genome assembly